Molecule: messenger RNA, 1729 nt
Organism: Lampris incognitus (smalleye Pacific opah)
Lineage: Eukaryota; Metazoa; Chordata; Actinopteri; Lampriformes; Lampridae
Product: potassium voltage-gated channel subfamily A member 2
Exons: 2
Coding region: 1-1566 (521 amino acids)
Biological process (GO): protein homooligomerization; potassium ion transmembrane transport
Cellular component (GO): voltage-gated potassium channel complex; membrane
Molecular function (GO): protein binding; delayed rectifier potassium channel activity
Source: RefSeq, a predicted model, not a curated record
AUGGAGACCUUUGACAAAGAAGGGGGUCCGGCGAGAGACGAGGACAGAGAGAAAGGGAAGCUAAAUGGUGAGGAGAAGGGCGAGAAAGAGAUCCAGGUAAAUGAGAAGGAGAUGAAGAAGGAGAGCCGGCGCUCUGGGUCAUUGUGGAGAAGUGGAUGGGCGCUUAGUGAAAGGCUGGCCAUCAAUGUCUCUGGUAUGCGCUAUGAGACCCAGCUUCGCACUUUGGCCCAGUUUCCUGACUCCAUGCUGGGGGACCCCAGGCGCCGGCUGCGUUAUUUCGACCCGCUACGUAAUGAACUCUUCUUGGACCGCAACAGGGCGUGCUUCGACGCCAUUCUGUACUUCUACCAAUCAGGCGGGAGGCUUCGCAGGCCCGCCAAUGUUCCUCUGGACAUUUUUAUGGAUGAGCUAAUGUUCUACGAGCUGGGGGAGGACAUCAUGAACCGCUUCAAGGAGGACGAAGGGUUCCCUAAAGAAGAGGAGAGGCCGCUGCCCAACAACGAAAUCCAGAGGAGGCUGUGGAUGCUGUUUGAGCACCCGGAGUCAUCGUCGGGAGCACGGAUCAUCGCCAUCAUCAGCGUGAUGGUCAUUGUGGUGUCCAUCCUCAUCUUCUGCCUGGAGACGCUGCCCGACUUCAGGACUGAGAAGGAGAUGCGAGAGGACUAUGUCUACAAGUACCACUUGCACAUAAAGAAUGGCUCUGUGAACAUGCCUCCUCCGCCCAGCGUUUUCCAAGACCCAUUCUUCAUGGUGGAGACCAUGUGCAUCUGCUGGUUCUCCUUCGAGCUCCUAAUGCGCUUCGCUUGCUCGCCUAGCAAGAUGCACUUCUUCAAGGAUGUCAUGAACAUCAUCGACUUCUUCGCCAUCUUGCCCUACUUUGUCACACUGGGAACAGAGCUGGCCAAGGACAACGACGCCUCUCCGGCUACAUCCCUGGCCAUCAUCCGGGUCAUCAGGCUGGUAAGGGUUUUCCGAAUCUUCAAGCUGUCACGCCACUCCAAGGGUCUUCAAAUCCUGGGCCAGACACUGAAGGCCAGUAUGCGUGAGCUGGGCCUUCUCAUCUUCUUCCUCUUCAUUGGCGUUAUCCUCUUCUCUAGUGCCAUCUACUUCGCGGAGGCGGACCACACAGACACAUCCUUUGUCAGCAUCCCACAUGCCUUCUGGUGGGCGGUGGUCACCAUGACCACCGUAGGCUAUGGGGACAUGUACCCUGAAACAGUCUGGGGGAAGAUGGUGGGAUCCAUGUGUGCCAUCGCCGGCGUGCUGACCAUCUCGCUGCCCGUGCCCGUCAUCGUAUCUAACUUUAGCUACUUCUACCAUCGUGAGACGGAAUGCGAGGACCAAACUGAGUAUACCCAUGUCAAGACCUCGCUUUGGGAGGACGAGGAGCCAGAGAGAGAGGAUACUGAGGAGGGGGAAGGAGAGCCGGAGGGAGAUUACUAUGCCAUUGAGGGCAUAUGCAACCCUCUGAAUGGAACUCUGUUGGGUGGACUGUGUGCUGGGCAGAGCAAGGAGUCAAGAGGGGGAAAUAUGUACCUGAGGGAACCUUUAGUGACUCAAGUGUAAAGGCAGGGGGAGACCGCAUCCUCUGCCCCUUGUCAGAGAGACACUGGGGGAAGACUGUAACCAUGUUUCGUAAUUCUAAGAUAACUUUUGAAAGGCAAAAUGUUAAAACCUUGAAUUAGCUGGUUUUGAGAGAUUAAUAUCUUCACAGGACUAUUUUAUUAAA